Messenger RNA from Spinacia oleracea (spinach), 672 nucleotides. RefSeq names its product protein THYLAKOID FORMATION 1, chloroplastic-like. Gene Ontology annotation, cellular component: chloroplast thylakoid. NCBI's taxonomy places the organism in Eukaryota, Viridiplantae, Streptophyta, Magnoliopsida, Caryophyllales, Amaranthaceae. Gene Ontology annotation, biological process: thylakoid membrane organization; photosystem II assembly; photosynthesis. The record is from RefSeq and is a predicted model, not a curated record.
AUGGGGCAAGCAGGAUUGCUGACGCCAAUCCCUAGUAUCUACAACAAUGUGCUACAAGAGUUGAUGGUUCAGCAACACUUGAUGAGAUACAAAAGGACAUAUAGAUAUGAUCCUGUGUUUGCCCGGUUUGUUACUGUCUACGAUCAGCUGAUGGAGGGGUAUCCUAGUGAUGCAGAUCGAACUGCCAUCUUUGAAGCUUACAUCAAUGCUAAUGAGGAUCCAGAGCAGUACAGAAAAGAUGCACAGAAAUUGGAGGAGUGGGCUCGUGCCCAGACAUCUGCUUCAUUGGCUGAGUUCUCAUCUAGAGAAGGUGAGAUUGAGGACGUCUUAAAGGAUAUUGCCGGAAGAGCUGGUGGUAAUGGAAGUUUCAGUUACAGUCGGUUCUUCGCAGUUGGCUUGUUCCGUCUCCUUGAAUUGGCUAAUGCAUCUGAACCUACUAUCUUAGAGAAGCUUUGCUCGGCGUUGAAUGUAAACAAGAAAAAUGUGGAUCGGCUUGAUGUAUAUCGCAACCUCCUAUCGAAGCUUGUACAAGCUAAAGAGCUGUUGAAGGAGUAUGUGGAUAGAGAGAAGAAGAGAGAGAGAGAGAGCAGCAGAAAGAAACUGAUUUUUGAAGAAGAUAAAUGCAGUGUAUGGGAUUCUGAUUUGGAUCCAACUGAGUUUGUAUCCGACUGA